This is a messenger RNA of Knipowitschia caucasica, 453 nucleotides long. NCBI's taxonomy places the organism in Eukaryota, Metazoa, Chordata, Actinopteri, Gobiiformes, Gobiidae. The record is from the annotation of a GenBank genome assembly.
AUGACAGAGCUGCAGCACCCCCGUGUGGACAUGUGUGGAGCUGCACACAUAAACAGCGGUGGGAGACAACAUGGGUCUGAAGCUGCAGAAAGAAGCACGAGACCAAAGCUGAGAAGAUCCAGAUCCAUGAUUAUUCCUCCAGAGUUCUGCGCUGAAAAUUUAAAUAAGAAACUACUGCAACUCCCUCCUCCCUCCUCCAUCAACCACAUCACCUCCUCCAUCAACCACAUCACCUCCUCCAUCAACCACAUCACCUCCUCCAUCAACCACAUCACCUCCUCCAUCAACCACAUCACCUCCUCCAUCAACCACAUCACCUCCUCCAUCAACCACAUCACCUCCUCCAUCAACCACAUCACCUCCUUCAUCAACCACAUCACCUCCUCCAUCAACCACAUCACCCCUGUCCUCCUCACACACACCUCCUCCAUCAACCACAUCACCCCUGAUUGA